GUUACUCCCCGUGUGUCGCUCCUGAAGAAAGCAAGACUGUUUCUUAAGGGUUUGGCAACUACAGUGCAAUCGCAGCGGUGAGCGCCUUGCGGGCUUCUUUUGAGGAUUCAGAGAAUAGUCACAAACAGAAAUACUGACUGUAAAAUAAAUAAAUAAAAAUAACCGAAAGAAACUCGUAUAUGGAUGUGGAUGUAACUGUUGCACCUUAAGUACAGAAAUGAGCCACUGAAAUUCGCGAGGAAGAAAAGGUUACCGUUAGCCCUUGGGGAGGCGCUCUGUUUCACCCCCUCCAAAAAAAAAAAAACUUCUUAAAUCAUGACGCCCCAAUGGCUGGCGUUGGCGUUCACCCUCCUGCAAGCCGGGCUCAACAGGGGGUUCCCCGCGGCCCCGACGGGACCCCCGACGCGGACGACGAGCUUUUUCCGGGUGAUGGACACCAGCCUGACGCACCUGACGGUACACCGGACGACGGGCGACGUCUUCGCGGGCGCGGUGAACCGGGUCUACAAGCUGUCCGCCAACCUGACCGAGCUGCGGUCGCACAUCACGGGCCCCGUGGAGGACAACGCCAAGUGCUACCCGCCGCCCAGCGUCCGCGCCUGCGCCCACCGUCUCGAGUCCUCGGACAACGUCAACAAGCUCCUGCUGGUGGACUACGCCGGCAACCGCCUGGUGGCCUGCGGCAGCAUCUGGCAGGGCGUGUGCCAGUUCCUCAGGCUAGAGGACCUCUUCAAGCUGGGCGAGCCCCACCACCGCAAGGAGCACUACCUCUCGGGCGCCCGGGAGGCCGACGGGAUGGCCGGGGUGGUGGUCGGCGACGACGAAGGACCGGUGGGCGGCGGCGGCGGCGGCGGCGGCGAGCCGAAGAAGAGGAAGAAAGGGGGCAGCCGGCUGUUCAUCGGGGCGGCCAUCGACGGCAAGUCCGAGUACUUUCCCACCUUGUCCAGCCGCAAGCUGGUGGCGGAUGAGGACAGCGUCAACAUGUUCGGCCUGGUCUACCAGGACGAGUUCGUGUCCUCGCAGAUCAAGAUCCCCUCCGACACCCUCUCGACGUACCCGGCCUUCGACAUCUACUACGUGUACGGGUUCUCCAGCCGCACCUACAUCUACUUCCUGACGCUGCAGCUGGACACGCAGCUGACGCAGGACGCCACCGGCGAGAAGUUCUUCACCUCCAAGAUCGUGCGCAUGUGCUCCAACGACACCGAGUUCUACUCCUACGUGGAGUUCCCGCUGGGCUGCACCAAGGACGGGGUGGAGUACCGGCUGGUGCAGGCCGCCUACAAGCACCGCCCGGGCAAGCUGCUGGCCCAGGCCCUGGGGCUGUCGGAGGACGAGGACGUCCUCUUCGUGGUCUUCUCCCAGGGCCAGAAGAACCGGGCCAACCCGCCCCGUGAGACCGUGCUCUGCCUGUUCACCCUGCGCCAGGUCAACCUGGCCAUGAGGGAGAGGAUCAAGUCCUGUUACCGCGGCGAGGGCAAGCUGUCUCUGCCGUGGCUCCUCAACAAGGAGCUGCCCUGCAUCAACACGCCGAAGCAGAUCGGCGACGACUUCUGCGGGCUGGUGCUGAACCAGCCGCUGGGGGGCAUGCGGGUGAUCGAGGGCACCCCCCUGUUCGACGACCGCACCGAGGGCAUGGCCGCCGUCGCCGCGUACACCUACGGCGAGCACUCCGUGGUGUUCGUGGGCACCCGCAGCGGGCAGCUGAAAAAGAUAAGAGUGGAUGGCAUCCCUCCGCCUUCCCAGAAUGCCCUGCUGUACGAGACCGUUCCGGUGGUGGAGGGCAGCCCCAUCCAGCGGGACAUGGUCUUCAGCCCCGAUUACCUGCACAUCUACCUGCUGAGUGACAAACAGGUGAGCAGAGAGCCAGUGGAGAGCUGUGGGCAGUACCACACCUGCGGGACGUGCCUGGGAUCCGGGGACCCCCACUGCGGCUGGUGUGUCCUGCACAACAAGUGUUCCCGGCAGGACGCGUGCGAAAAGUGGGCGGAGCCUCAGCGAUUCAACGUCGAGCUGGACCAGUGCGUGGACAUAAGCGUCACGCCGAACAACAUGUCCGUCACGUCCUCCUCCAUCCAGCUGAGCGUGAAGGUGCGCAACGUGCCCAACCUCUCCGCUGGGGUCACCUGCGUGUUCGAGGACCUGUCCGAGAGCCAGGGGGAGGUGCUGUCCAAGGGCCAGAUCUUCUGCAUGUCCCCCUCCCUGCGGGACGUCCCAGCACUGACUCAGGGAUAUGGCGACAAGCGCGUGGUCAGGCUGUCCCUGAAGUCCAAGGAGACGGGCCGGAUAUUCAUCUCCACGGAUUUCAUCUUCUACAACUGCAGCGUCCUCCAGUCGUGCCUGUCCUGUGUGUCCAGCCCGUUCCCCUGUAACUGGUGUAAAUACAGACACAUCUGCACCAACAACCUGGCCGAGUGCUCCUUCCAGGAGGGGCGUGUCAGCAGCGUGGAGUCAGCAAACCUCAACCUGGAUGUUGUGAGCCCUCUAUGUAACACCUCUAUCCGAAAUAUGCUUAGAGGACCUGGCCACUCUCCUCCCUGAAAUCUCACCUCCAGCAGCUCCGAUUCCCUCCCGAGCCUCCCUGAUUCCACCAUCACCUUCGUCUACUCCAACUCUUCCUCCACCUCAACCUCCAGCUACCCCAACUCUUCCUCCGCCUCCAGCUAAUAAUUCUUCGUCCUCAUCCUCGACGCCACAAGCAUGGAGGGGUACAAAGAGAAGA
Messenger RNA from Anguilla anguilla (European eel), 2722 nucleotides. RefSeq names its product plexin A3 (gene plxna3). The record is from RefSeq and is a predicted model, not a curated record. The transcript has 10 exons. Bases 316 to 2541 code for a protein of 741 amino acids. Lineage: Eukaryota; Metazoa; Chordata; Actinopteri; Anguilliformes; Anguillidae. Gene Ontology annotation, biological process: regulation of cell migration; regulation of GTPase activity; semaphorin-plexin signaling pathway involved in axon guidance. Gene Ontology annotation, molecular function: protein binding; semaphorin receptor activity. Gene Ontology annotation, cellular component: semaphorin receptor complex.